AUGGUCGACUGCUCACAAAUUAGUAGUCUUUUUCCGAAAUGUCUGACUGUUUUUCUAUUCUCAUUCACAGCCGUCAAUACUGUUUCAAAUGUAAGUGUUUUCAGAGGACCAGGAUCACUCUUACUGGGUAUAACGUUAAGCUUAAGCUUCUACACAUAUUUCAAAGUAUGUAAAGUGGGCGCAGGAAGCCCUCUUGAUUUUCCUGCAUUGCGAAUUUCGAACCUUAAAGCUGCUGAGCAAGGUCUAGAGCUUCCACCUAAAUUUCUUACGGAGAAGUCCGUUACGUUAAAGAGAAAUGGAAGGUAUAGAUUUUGCCGAGAAUGCAUGGUCUGGAAACCUGAUAGAUGCCACCACUGCUCUGGAUGCAAUAUAUGCAUUUUGAGAAUGGACCACCAUUGUCCGUGGUUUGCUGCAUGCGUUGGUUUUCGCAAUCAACGCUAUUUCAUUCAUUUUCUACUGUACGCUCUAACGUACUCCAUAAUCAUAUUCUUUUGGGUGGGAACUGAUUUGCUUCUUUGGUUUCGGCAAGAAAAGUAUCAGGAAAGAACUAUAAACCUAUCUCUGCUACUAGUGUGGAUUUUAUCAGUUGUUGUGACGAUCUCGAUGGCUUUCUUCACUGGCUACAGCGUAUACAUGGUCACUGCCAAUCAAACAACCAUUGAGAUGUAUGAAUCUUCCGAGCAAAGAUCACAAGUAAGCCUUCUAGAUGAAAUGAGAGGCACGCAAACACAGCUUCACACCAACGUCUUCGAUUUAGGUUCUGCGUUACGCAAUUGGAAAGCUAUCAUGGGUCAAGCUUGGUACGAGUGGGUAUUACCAAUUCAAACGUUCGUUCAGGUGAGAAACAUGCAUUCUCUCGAUGAAAGUGGGCUGUAUUUCGAGGUCAACUCAGAUCUGGAACGUCAGGUGUCGGAAAGCAUGAAUUUACAAGAACAGCUGAUGAGACGACUGACACCUCGUUCUUCUUACGGUAACGGCGAAUUACGGCCCAUUGACUUUGCAGUGUGA
This is a messenger RNA of Lachancea meyersii CBS 8951, 1008 nucleotides long. The record is from the annotation of a GenBank genome assembly. NCBI's taxonomy places the organism in Eukaryota, Fungi, Ascomycota, Saccharomycetes, Saccharomycetales, Saccharomycetaceae.